Molecule: messenger RNA, 645 nt
Organism: Dermacentor andersoni
Lineage: Eukaryota; Metazoa; Arthropoda; Arachnida; Ixodida; Ixodidae
Biological process (GO): intracellular signal transduction; mitotic cell cycle
Cellular component (GO): nucleus; cytoplasm
Molecular function (GO): histone H3T3 kinase activity
Source: RefSeq, a predicted model, not a curated record
AUGGCUGGCGGAUUGGAUCGUCGUGGCUUUGGUGAAAUCCGAGGCGACUGGAGCCGAGAAUACAACCAUGAUACAACGAACCGGACCAACCAGACGGACUCGCAGACUGCGACUUUGGACAGCGCACUCCAGCUGUGGAGUGUGCUCCAGCAGGUGGCGCUGGCGUUGGCCGUUGCCGAGGAGGCGCUCCAGUUCGAACACCGCAACCUACACGCGGGUCACGUGCUGGUCAAGAGGACGCACGACGAUACCUGCCGCUUCCGCGUCGGAGGCCGUGACAUCGUGCUCAACACGCGUGGCCUCAGAGCCCACGUGACCGGAUACGGACUGGCUCGCAUGACAGGCGCAGGGAACGGGCCCCUCUAUACAAAGCCUUCUAAUAUAUACGAGGCUUCGAAAGACCACGGACUUCUCUUCGUCUACAGAAACAUGGUAACCAUUACAAGAGACGAGUGGGGCGGCUUCCACCCGCUGACCAACCUGCUGUACGUGCUGCACCUGGCCGAGCAGCUGCACCGGCGGUACCGGCGCCGGUUCGGCGACUCGCAGCCCGUCUGGUCCGAAGUGGACCGCUGGCGGAACCGGCUGCUGCACUACGCCUCGCUCGGCCGGUUCGUGGAGGACCACUUCAAGGCCGGGCCGUGA